AUGGUGAAGAGGAAGAGCUCCGAGGGCCAGGAGCAGGACGGCGGCCGCGGCAUCCCGCUGCCCAUCCAGACCUUCCUGUGGCGGCAAACCAGUGCAUUUUUGAGGCCUAAGCUGGGGAAGCAAUAUGAAGCCUCUUGUGUGUCCUUUGAACGGGUGUUGGUAGAAAACAAACUGCACGGCCUCUCCCCGGCCCUCUCGGAAGCCAUCCAGAGCAUUUCCAGAUGGGAGCUGGUGCAGGCCGCCCUCCCUCAUGUUCUUCACUGCACUGCAACCCUGCUGUCAAACAGGAACAAACUAGGCCACCAGGAUAAGCUGGGUGUUGCUGAGACAAAACUCCUUCACACCCUGCACUGGAUGCUUCUAGAGGCCCCACAGGACUGCAACAGUGAUCAGUUUGGGGGUACAGACCGAGGUUCCAGCUGGGGUGGCGGCAGCACUGCUUUCAUCCACCAGAUUGAAAACCAGGGUUCUCCAGGGCAGCCUUGCCGUAGGAGCUCCAACGACGAGGAGGAGGGCAGCAGAAGGAAGAUAUUCCAGAAUUCCAUGGCUACGGUGGAGCUCUUCGUGUUUCUGUUUGCUCCUCUCGUGCACAGGAUAAAGGAAUCUGACCUCACCUUCCGACUGGCCAGUGGGCUGGUUAUCUGGCAGCCUAUGUGGGAGCACAGACAACCAGAAGUCUCUGGCUUUACAGCCCUGGUGAGGCCCAUCAGGAGCAUCAUUACAGCCAAGAGAAGCUCUCCUGUCAACAGUCAGAGUCAAACCUGUGAAUCACCAAAUCAAGACACAAAACAGCAAGGCGAGGGACGUCAGGUGGCCAGUGAAGCACUGAAGUCUGAUUCCAUCUCACCCAAGGCCACCAUCUCAGGCUGCCACCAGGGAAACUCCUUUGAUGGAAGCCUGUCCUCCCAAACUUCCCAGGAAAGAGGCCCAUCGCAUUCAAGGGCCUCUCUUGUGAUACCAUCAUGCCAGAGGUCCCGCUAUGCCACCUACUUCGAUGUUGCUGUUCUCCGCUGCCUUCUCCAGCCCCACUGGUCUGAGGAAGGCACUCAGUGGUCUCUGAUGUACUAUCUACAAAGGCUGCGACACAUGCUGGAAGAGAAGCCAGAAAAGACCCCAGAACCAGAUAUCCCUCUCCUGCCCAGGCCCAGAAGUAGCUCGAUGGUGGCAGCGGCUCCCUCGCUAGUGAACACCCACAAGACCCAAGAUCUCACCAUGAAGUGUAAUGAAGAAGAAAAAUCUCUAAGCCCCGAGGCUUUUUCCAAGGUUUCACUGACCAAUCUUCGAAGAUCUGCGGUCCCAGAUCUGUCUUCAGACCUGGGCAUGAACAUCUUUAAGAAGUUCAAAAGUCGCAAAGAAGACCGAGAGAGGAAGGGCUCCAUUCCAUUUCACCACACGGGGAAGAGGCGCCCUAGAAGAAUGGGUGUACCAUUCCUACUGCAUGAGGACCACCUAGAUGUCUCACCCACCAGAAGCACAUUCUCAUUCGGGAGUUUCUCUGGACUGGGCGAAGACAGGAGAGGCAUCGAAAAGGGAGGCUGGCAAACCACCAUCUUAGGGAAACUGACCCGGCGGGGCAGCUCAGACGCAGCCACUGAAAUGGAAAGUCUGAGUGCCCGGCCCUCGCACUCCCACCACACCCUGGUGAGCGACCUCCCAGACCACUCCAACAGCCACGGAGAAAACACUGUCAAGGAAGUACGGUCACAGAUCUCCACCAUCACAGUUGCCACCUUCAACACCACGCUGGCAUCCUUCAAUGUCGGCUAUGCGGACUUUUUCAGUGAGCAUAUGCGGAAACUCUGCAGCCAAGUGCCUAUCCCAGAGAUGCCGCACGAACCCCUGGCAUGUGCAAACUUGCCGCGAAGCCUCACAGAUUCCUGCAUUAACUACAGCUACCUGGAGGACACAGAGCACAUCGAUGGGACCAACAACUUUGUCCAUAAGAACGGCAUGCUGGAUCUUUCUGUGGUUCUGAAGGCUGUUUAUCUUGUCCUGAACCAUGACAUCAGUUCUCGCAUCUGUGAUGUGGCACUAAACAUUGUGGAAUGUUUGCUUCAACUUGGUGUAGUUCCCUGUGUAGAGAAAAGUCGGAAGAAAAGUGAAAACAAGGAAAACGACACUGUGGAAAAGAGACCAAGCGAGGGGACUUUCCAGUUCAAAGGCGUGUCUUCAAGUUCCACCAGUGGGUUUGGGGCCCCUUCUGCUAGUGGAGCUGGAGAUGGUGGAGCAGGAGAAGGAGGAGGUGGCGAUGGAGGAGGCGGAGGUGGAGGAAAUGGAGGAGGAGGUGGAGGAGGUGGAGGUGGUCCUUAUGAGAAGAAUGAGAAGAACCAAGAGAAGGAUGAAAAUACACCUGUAAGCAACCAUAGGCUUGCCCUCACUAUGCUCAUCAAAAUCGUCAAGUCUUUGGGAUGUGCCUAUGGUUGCGGAGAAGGACACCGGGGGCUCUCUGGAGAUCGUCUGAGACACCAGGUAUUCCGAGAGAAUGCCCAGAACUGCCUCACUAAGCUAUACAAGCUAGAUAAGAUGCAGUUCCGACAAACCAUGAGGGACUAUGUGAACAAGGACUCUCUCAAUAAUGUAGUGGACUUCUUGCAUGCUUUGCUAGGAUUUUGUAUGGAGCCAGUCACUGACAACAAGGCUGGAUUUGGAAAUAACUUCACCACAGUGGACAACAAAUCCACAGCCCAAAAUGUGGAGGGUAUUAUCGUCGGUGCCAUGUUCAAGUCCCUCAUCACACGCUGUGCCUCAACCACACAUGAGCUACACAGCCCUGAGAAUCUGGGACUGUACUGUGACAUCCGCCAGCUGGUCCAGUUUAUCAAAGAAGCUCACGGGAACGUCUUCAGGAGAGUGGCGCUUAGCGCUCUGCUUGACAGCGCUGAAAAGUUAGCGCCAGGGAAAAAGGUGGAGGAAAAUGGACAGGAGUCUAAGCCUGCAGGUGGUAAAAGGUCGGAGGCAGGAAGCAUCGCAGAUAAGGGCCAGGUGUCCUCUGCACCUGAGGAAUGUCGAAGCUUCAUGUCUGGUCGCCCCUCACAGACACCUGAACAUGAUGAACAAAUGCAAGGGGGCAAUCUGGGACGGAAAGACUUCUGGCGCAAGAUGUUCAAAUCCCAAAGCGCAGCAAGUGACACCAGCAGCCAGUCUGAGCAAGACACUUCAGAAUGUACCACAGCCCACUCAGGGAACACCUCGGACCGGCGUGCUCGCUCACGGUCGCGCAGAAUCUCCCUGAGGAAGAAGUUGAAACUCCCCAUAGGAAACUGGUUGAAGCGCUCCUCCCUCUCUGGCCUGGCAGAUGGUGUCGAGGACCUCCUGGACAUUAGCUCUGUAGAUCGCCUGUCUUUCAUCAGGCAAAGUUCCAAGGUCAAGUUCACCAGCGCUGUCAAGCUUUCUGAAGGUGGGCCAGGGAGUGGGGUGGAGAAUGGCCGAGAAGAGGAGGAGAAUUUCUUCAAGCGUCUUGGUUGCCACAGUUUCGACGACCAUCUUUCUCCCAACCAAGAUGGUGGAAAAAGCAAAAAUGUGGUGAAUCUGGGAGCAAUCCGGCAAGGCAUGAAACGUUUUCAAUUUCUGCUCAACUGCUGUGAGCCAGGGACAAUUCCUGAUGCAUCCAUCCUAGCUGCUGCCUUGGACCUAGAAGCCCCUGUGGUGGCCAGAGCAGCUCUGUUCCUGGAAUGUGCCCGUUUUGUUCACCGGUGUAACCGGGGCAACUGGCCAGAGUGGAUGAAAGGCCACCAUGUGAACAUCACCAAGAAAGGCCUUUCCCGGGGCAGGUCUCCCAUUGUGGGCAACAAGCGGAACCAGAAGCUGCAGUGGAAUGCUGCCAAGCUCUUCUACCAGUGGGGAGAUGCAAUUGGCAUCCGGUUGAAUGAGCUGUGUCAUGGAGAGAGUGAGAGCCCUGCUAACCUGCUCGGCCUGAUCUAUGACGAGGAGACCAAGAGAAGGCUGCGAAAGGAGGAUGAGGAGGAAGACUUUUUAGAUGACAGUACUGUGAACCCCUCUAAAUGUGGCUGUCCCUUUGCCUUGAAGAUGGCAGCUUGCCAGCUUCUCCUGGAGAUAACCACCUUCCUGAGGGAGACCUUUUCUUGCCUGCCUAGACCUCGCACUGAACCUCUAGCGGACUUGGAGAGCUGCAGGCUCCGUCUGGAUCCCGAGUUGGACCGGCACAGAUAUGAGAGGAAGAUCAGCUUCGCGGGAGUUCUGGAUGAAAAUGAAGACUCCAAAGAUUCUCUCCACAGCAGCAGCCACACCCUCAAGUCGGAUGCAGGCGCCGAGGAGAAGAAAGUUCCCAGCAGGAAGAUCAGGAUAGGAGGUUCUCGCCUGCUCCAGAUUAAAGGAACCCGCAGUUUCCAGGUGAAGAAGGGGGGUUCCUUGUCCAGCAUCCGCCGAGUCGGCAGCUUAAAGAGCAGCAAGUUAUCACGGCAGGACUCAGAGUCUGAGGCUGAGGAGCUGCAGCUGUCCCAGAGCAGGGACACUGUCACUGACCUAGAAGGGAGCCCUUGGAGUGCCAGUGAACCCAGCAUUGAGCCUGAGGGAAUGAGCACUGCCGGCACAGAGGAGAAUUACCACAGAAAUAUGUCAUGGCUUCAUGUCAUGAUCUUACUAUGCAACCAACAAAGUUUCAUUUGCACCCAUGUGGACUACUGCCACCCCCACUGCUACCUGCACCACAGCCGCUCCUGUGCCCGGCUCGUCAGGGCCAUUAAACUGCUGUACGGGGACAGUGUGGACUCCCUGCGUGAGAGCAACAACAUCAGCAAUGUGGCUUUGAGGGGCAAGAAGCAGAAGGAGUGCUCAGAUAAGUCCUGCCUAAGGACUCCUUCACUGAAGAAGAGGGUUCCAGAUGUCAACCUGGAAGGGAAAAAGGACUCCGGGAUGCUGAAGUACAUCAGGCUUCAGUUCUAUCACCCAGGAGAUAGAAGCAGGAGGAUCCUGAGACUGAGAUCAGUCUGGGUUCCAAUCCAGCUUGAGAUAGAUGCUGCCAUGUUCCUGCUGUGUGCGGUGAAGGUACCGGAAGCUGUGUCGGACAUGCUGAUGUCCGAGUUCCACCAUGCAGAAACUGUACAGAGACUGAAUGCUGUCCUCAAGUUCCACACGCUCUGGAGGUUUCGCUAUCAGGUCUGGCCAAGGAUGGAAGAGGGAGCCCAGCAGAUUUUUAAGAUCCCGCCUCCCAGUAUAAACUUCACCUUGCCCUCGCCAGUACUUGGAAUGCCAUCUGUCCCAAUGUUUGACCCUCCAUGGGUCCCUCAGUGCAGCGGGAGUGUCCAGGACCCCAUUAAUGAAGACCAGUCCAAAUCCUUCUCUGCCCGGGCUGUGUCCCGCUCUCAUCAGCGGGCAGAGCACAUCUUAAAGAACUUGCAGCAAGAAGAAGAGAAGAAACGUCUUGGUCGUGAAGCCAGCCUGAUCACCGCCAUCCCCAUCACCCAAGAGGCUUGCUAUGAGCCCACCUGCACACCCAACUCAGAGCCUGAGGAAGAAGUAGAAGAAGUCGCCAAUCUGACAUCCCGACGGCUGUCUGUGAGUCCAUCCUGCACCUCCAGUACAUCCCACCGGAAUUACUCCUUCCGCAGAGGGUCAGUCUGGUCUGUACGCUCAGCAGUCAGUGCUGAAGAUGAGGAACACACCACUGAACACACACCAAACCACCAUGUGCCUCAGCCUCCGCAAGCAGUAUUCCCAGCAUGCAUCUGUGCAGCAGUCCUUCCCAUCGUUCACUUAAUGGAGGAUGGAGAGGUGCGAGAAGAUGGAGUGGCAGUCAGUGCUGUGGCCCAGCAAGUCUUGUGGAACUGUUUAAUUGAAGAUCCAUCAACAGUUCUUCGACAUUUCCUGGAAAAAUUGACUAUCAGCAAUAGACAAGAUGAGCUAAUGUACAUGCUGCGCAAACUUCUCUUAAAUAUCGGAGACUUUCCAGCUCAGACAUCACACAUCCUAUUCAACUACUUGGUGGGACUAAUCAUGUACUUCGUGCGGACUCCGUGUGAGUGGGGGAUGGACGCCAUCUCUGCCACACUGACCUUCCUGUGGGAGGUAGUCGGGUAUGUGGAGGGCCUCUUCUUCAAGGAUCUCAAGCAGACGAUGAAGAAGGAGCAGUGUGAGGUGAAGCUCCUGGUCACUGCCUCCAUGCCAGGUACCAAAACCCUGGUGGUUCAUGGACAGAACGAAUGUGACAUUCCAACCCAGUUGCCCGUCCAUGAGGACACUCAGUUUGAAGCCCUGCUGAAGGAGUGUCUAGAGUUUUUCAACAUCCCAGAAUCCCAGUCAACACAUUACUUCCUCAUGGAUAAACGAUGGAACCUCAUCCACUACAACAAGACCUAUGUUCGAGACAUUUAUCCCUUCCGGAGGUCCGUAUCUCCACAGCUGAACCUUGUGCAUAUGCAUCCAGAAAGGGGGCAGGAGCUCAUUCAGAAACAGGUGUUUACCAGGAAGCUGGAGGAAGUGGGGCGAGUGCUGUUUCUCAUCUCUCUCACCCAGAAGAUCCCCACAGCGCACAAGCAGUCACAUGUCUCCAUGCUGCAGGAGGAUCUUCUCCGGCUGCCCUCUUUCCCCCGGAGUGCAAUAGACGCUGAGUUUUCGCUCUUUAGCGACCCUCAAGCCGGGAAGGAACUGUUUGGCCUCGACACCCUUCAGAAAAGCCUGUGGAUCCAGCUCCUGGAGGAAAUGUUCCUGGGCAUGCCUAGCGAGUUUCCCUGGGGAGACGAAAUCAUGCUUUUUCUCAACGUGUUCAACGGGGCUCUGAUUCUCCACCCCGAAGACAGUGCUCUGCUCAGGCAGUAUGCGGCCACCGUCAUCAACACAGCUGUGCACUUCAAUCACCUCUUCUCUCUCAGCGGCUACCAGUGGGUUCUCCCCACCAUGCUGCAGGUAUAUUCUGACUAUGAGAGCAACCCUCAGCUGCGUCGAGCCAUCGAGUUUGCCUGCCGCCAGUUCUACAUUCUCCACCGGAAGCCCUUUGUGCUCCAGCUGUUUGCCAGCGUGGCCCCUCUCCUGGAGUUUCCGGAUGCUGCCACCAACACCGGGUCCAGCAAAGGAGUGUCAGCUCAGUGUCUGUUUGACUUGCUGCAGUCCCUGGAGGGAGAAACCACGGAUAUUUUGGACAUUCUAGAGCUGGUUAAGGCUGAGAAGCCCCUCAAGUCACUAGAUUUUUGCUAUGGAAAUGAAGACCUGACUUUCUCCAUCAGUGAAGCCAUCAAACUCUGUGUCACGGUGGUAGCUUACGCUCCUGAGUCAUUCAGAAGCCUUCAGAUGCUCAUGGUCUUGGAGGCAUUGGUUCCAUGUUACCUACAGAAGAUGAAGAGGCAGACUUCACAGGUCGAGACCGUGCCUGCUGCCCGAGAGGAGAUUGCUGCCACAGCUGCUCUGGCCACAUCCCUACAAGCCCUUUUGUACAGUGUGGAGGUCCUCACCAGGCCCAUGACAGCCCCACAGAUGAGCAGGAGUGAUCAAGGUCACAAGGGGACAACCACAGCCAAUCACACCAUGUCAUCUGGAGUGAACACCAGGUAACUCACUUACCAGGAGCAAGGAGCCAAGCUGCACUUUAUCAGGGAAAACCUUCACUUGCUGGAGGAAGGACAAGGCCUUCCCAGAGAAGAGCUAGAUGAACGAAUUGCUCGAGAAGAAUUCAGAAGGCCCCGGGAAUCUCUGCUGAAUAUUUGCACAGAAUUCUACAAGCACUGUGGGCCAAGGCUGAAGAUUCUGCAGAAUCUGGCUGGGGAGCCCCGGGUAACUGCCCUGGAGCUGCUGGAUGUGAAGUCCCACAUGAGGCUGGCAGAAAUUGCACACUCCCUUCUGAAGCUGGCACCGUAUGACACCCAGACAAUGGAGAGCCGAGGCCUUCGGCGCUAUAUCAUGGAGAUGCUACCUAUUACCGACUGGUCAGCGGAGCCAGUGAGACCAGCCCUUAUCCUCAUUCUAAAGAGACUGGAUAGAAUGUUUAACAAAAUCCACAAGAUGCCUACCUUGAGGCGACAGGUUGAGUGGGAGCCUGCCAGCACUUUGAUUGAAGGGGUUUGUUUGACACUUCAGAGGCAGCCAAUCAUAUCCUUCCUCCCUCACCUUAGGUCACUGAUCAAUGUCUGUGUCAAUCUGGUGAUGGGAGUGGUAGGACCUUCCAGUGUGGCUGAUGGAUUACCCCUUCUUCAUCUCAGCCCUUAUCUCUCACCACCUCUGCCCUUCAGCACAGCUGUUGUCCGGCUUGUAGCAUUGCAGAUACAGGCUUUAAAAGAAGAUUUCCCUUUAAGCCAUGUGAUCUCCCCAUUCACCAAUCAAGAGCGAAGGGAAGGGAUGCUUUUAAAUCUGCUCAUCCCAUUUGUGCUCACAGUAGGAUCUGGAAGCAAAGAUAGCCCAUGGCUGGAGCAGCCCGAGGUACAGCUAUUGCUGCAGACUGUCAUCAACGUGCUCCUGCCCCCCCGGAUCAUCAGCACAUCGAGGAGCAAGAACUUCAUGCUGGAGAGCUCCCCAGCCCAUUGCUCUACUCCUGGGGAUGCAGGCAAAGACUUGCGCAAGGAAGGGCUGGCUGAGUCCACCAGCCAGGCAGCAUACUUAGCCCUAAAGGUUAUUCUCGUCUGCUUUGAGCGGCAGCUGGGAAGCCAGUGGUACUGGCUGAGCCUGCAGGUGAAGGAGAUGGCUCUGCGGAAGGUGGGCGGCCUGGCCCUGUGGGAUUUCCUCGACUUCAUCGUGCGCACCCGGAUACCCAUCUUCGUACUCUUGCGCCCUUUCAUCCAAUGCAAGCUACUGGCCCAACCGGCAGAGAACCAUGAAGAACUUUCUGCCCGGCAACAUAUCUCUGACCAGUUAGAGCGGCGCUUCAUCCCCCGCCCUUUGUGCAAGAGCUCGCUCAUUGCAGAGUUCAACAGCGAGCUGAAAAUUCUGAAAGAGGCGGUCCACAGUGGAUCAGCCUACCAAGGAAAGACAUCCAUCAGUACUGUGGGCACGUCCACCUCUGCCUACCGCCUGAGUCUGGCUACCAUGUCCCGCUCCAACACAGGCACAGGCACUGUCUGGGAGCAGGACAGUGAACCAUCCCAACAGGCUUCUCAAGACACCUUGAGUCGGACUGACGAGGAGGACGAGGAAAAUGACUCUGUGAGCAUGCCCAGUGUGGUAAGUGAACAGGAAGCUAGUCUCCUGAGUGCCCUUGGAAGGAGGCGGUUCUCCAGCCACGUCUCCAGCAUGUCUGCACCUCAGGCUGAGGUGGGCAUGUUACCCAGCCAAAGUGAACCUAAUGUCCUCGAUGACUCCCAGGGCCUGGCCGCCGAGGGCAGCCUCUCUAGGGUGGCGAGUGUACAGAGUGAACCUGGCCAGCAGAACCUCCUCCUGCAGCAGCCACUGGGGAGGAAAAGGGGCCUGAGGCAGCUAAGACGCCCUCUUCUGUCAAGGCAGAAGACUCAAACUGAACCCAGAAACCGCCACGGGGCUCGACUGUCCACCACUCGCAGGAGCAUUCAACCUAAAACAAAGCCAUCUGUUGACCAGAAGCGAUCUGUGACCUUCAUUGAGGCUCAGUCAGAGCCAACAGCCACCACAACAGACAUACUUCCUGCCACAGGCCAACCACAGGGCUGCAGCCCAGGGCCAUCCAGGAAGCCUGAAGGAAGUGACAAACCAGUGCUCACAUCCUCGCCUGCCAUUGUUGUUGCAGACCUUCACAGCGUGUCUCCCAAGCAGAGUGAGCCCCUUCUUGCUGAAGAAGAAGAACAAAAGGAGAAUACAGAAGUACAAGGUGCUGCAGUACACAGUCCCCUCUCUACUCAACUCUCAGACCCUGAUGACUUCACUGGCCUUGAGACAUCCAGCCUCCUGCAGCAUGGAGAUACUGUCCUUCACAUCAGCGAGGAAAAUGGCAUGGAGAACCCCCUGCUGUCCAGCCAGUUCACUUUCACUCCUCCUGACCUGGGGGAGAAAGAUACAGCACCAGACAAGCCCCAUGUUUAGGUCUCUGUUGCAGGGGCAGUGCACAGGAGACUGCUGGCAGCAGAAUGCUUUUGAUGGGAAGGCUUAAUUCCAAAACAGCACUUUAUAGCCAGUGCGUGGCAUUACGUCUGAGCAUAUUUUGCUGUCAACGCUCUUUAUGUGUUAUCACCACCUUAAAAAUCAAUAGCUAAAAGUCUUCAGUCGUGUGAAGAUCAUAAAAACAGGAAUAGGGGGAAAGGGCCAUUCCAAUGCACAUUCUGAACACCUUGCUUUGAGCAGUUAAGAAUAUAUACUAUUACAGACAGUUGAGAAUAUAUACCAUUACAGACAGUUGAAAGUAUAUACUAUUACAAACAGUUGAGAGUAUAUACCAUUACAAACAGUUAAGAAUAUAUAUACUAUUACAGAUUGUUGAGAAUAUAUACUAUUACAGACAGUUGAGAAUAUAUACUAUUACAGACAGUUGAGAAUAUAUACUAUUACAGACAGUUGAGAAUAUAUACUAUUACAGACAGUUGAGAAUAUAUACUAUUACAGACAGUUGAGAAUAUAUACUAUUACAGACAGUUAAGAAUAUAUAUACUAUUACAGACAGUUGAGAGUAUAUACUGUUGCUUCCCUCAUAAGACCGCUGACUAUAUGUUCUAAAGAGGAAUGCAAUCUUUUAAGAUACUCACAUUAUACAUUUCCUGAAAAUGUUUAUUUUUGUAGUUUCAAAAAUUUUACAUUAUGUGGCUAUAAGCAUUGCAACUCACAUAAAAACAACCAACAAGAAAAAUAAUUAGAUUGGAGACACUAAAUUAAAAACCUAGCAGUUAUUUUUGUUUUGGUCAACAAUAUAUCUAGAAAUUAAAGGAACAAAACACUAUUUUUUUAGAGCUGUGGAAUUUUCAAAAUUUAUUUUUAACUGUCAUUUUCACUAAAUGCUAUAAAUUAAAAUUCUAAUGCCACAGCCCAUUUCAUAUCACAUUAGGAAUUCUCAGAUAUGAUUCUGAAUUAAUGACAUAGACAGCUAUACAAUUAUAAAAAGCUAAAUGUAAAUAGCAUUGCUUGAAAGAGAUGGCAUUCCUGCUUCUAGCCACAACUACAUACAGCAGUGUCUAAAUUGGCUCUAUUGGGAAAGGGGAUUAUAUUUCCUUACAGUUCUUGUGCCUGCCCCCUGAGGGCAUAUUUUCAUACAUCAAAGUUAAGUUGUUAGAAUUAGAUCGGAAAAUAAUUUUUCUCAGUAGUCAAAUAUUCUAUGAUCCUUAAGAGAUCUCAGUUAAUGAGGAAAAAUACAGAGUAACCAAUUUCUUCAUAGACUCAGACAGCUUGUAUAUAUCACAAAUAGGGCUUUAACUUGAAGUGCAGUUACUUCAAAAAAUAAAAUAAAAAUUGGAAGGCUUGUGAGGCCAGUACUUAGUAGAUUAUUAAAGGGCUGGGCGUCGUGCAGUUCAUAAAUGGUCUUCAGAAGUUUAGCCGUUUACAUUAGAGAAAUGUUACAUAACUACUAAGCAUUGAAAGAAAUACAUACCUACACUGGUAUGGGUGUGUGUGUGUGUGUGUGUGUGUGUGUGUGUUAGUCUUCAAAUAGAGGGUUAACAGAGUUUGUGUGGAGAUGAGUUCAAAAUAUAUUCUAUAUGCUCAAAUGUUGACUAUGUUGGCUAUGAAAUGUACAUGUAUAAAAAGAGGAGACCUAUCAAUCCAACAAGUCAUAAAGGAAAAUGAUUUUUAUGUUAGAAUUGUUUAUUAAAUAAGCAUAGUUUAUAUUGUGAUUUAUAAAAUCAAAUAUAUUUUGGGACUAUGGCCCCAUUCACAAAGAUGAUAAAGGUAUCUAUAAAUGAAUUAGAAUAAAA
Messenger RNA from Alexandromys fortis (reed vole), 11747 nucleotides. RefSeq names its product unc-80 homolog, NALCN channel complex subunit (gene Unc80). Gene Ontology annotation, cellular component: axon; cation channel complex. The record is from RefSeq and is a predicted model, not a curated record. The transcript has 65 exons. NCBI's taxonomy places the organism in Eukaryota, Metazoa, Chordata, Mammalia, Rodentia, Cricetidae. Gene Ontology annotation, biological process: monoatomic cation homeostasis. Gene Ontology annotation, molecular function: monoatomic cation channel activity.